AUAAUAAUUAAUCAUAAAGUACGGAUGCUCUUUCAAAUGCUUAUAUCUAGUAGUUCUAAGUAAAGCUUGUGGAAAAUAUCAACCUACGGAUCAAUCAUAUAUCACGAUUUCACAUCUUCUGCAGCAAGCAGCCCCUUCGUCUAACGACGGCGCGAGCAUGGACAUGCAAGUACAUGAAGAGUUUACCAAAUGGGCUGUAAAUCAAGGCGUCAUUAUCAAUAAUGCUUCGCCUUUCCGAUUCCCAGAAAAGGGCCUGGGACUCAUAGCGAACAAGAAUUUCGAGAUAGGUGAUACUCUGGUGCAGGUUCCCAUAAAGGCGCUUCGUAAAGCUACAGAUGUACCUUCACAGUUUGCAGCACUGGCACCUGAAUUAGCUGUUCAUGCUCUCUUUGCUCUAUCUCUUGACGCGCUGCUCGGGCCGGAAUGGAAAGCUACUCUCCCUGCCAAACAGGACAUGCAUAGUUCUAUGCCUUUAUUCUGGGAGCCCUCACUACAAGAGCUUCUUCCAUACUCAGCCCAAGCUCUUCUUAAGACGCAAAUGGAGAAAACCAAUUCUGCUUGGACAAUCAUCUGCAAAGCAUUUCCAGAACCACCCAUAGCCUACGAUGAAUUCAUGUACAACUAUAGUAUUGUCAACAGUAGGACGUUCUACUACCUUUCACCGAAUAUCAAAUCAUCCAAACCACAACCAUCAAACCAGAAUCGUCUUGCGUUGAAUCCCUUCGCAGACUACAUAAAUCACAGUUCAGAACCCACGGUUGAUGCUACUCUAAGUCGUGCUGGCUACACACUCACGGCCUCGCGCCCCAUCAAGCAGGGCUCCGAAGUGCACAUUUCCUACGGAAGCCACAACAACGAUUUCCUCCUCGUCGAGUAUGGUUUUAUACUCCAAGACAACCGAUGGGACGAGGUAACCCUAGAUCCCUGGAUCCUACCAUUACUUAACCGAGAGCAAAAAGAACAUCUCAAAGAGAUGAGGUUUCUCGGUAACUACCUCCUCGAUCACGACACCGUAUGUUAUCGCACGCAAGUAGUCCUCAGGAUUAUCUGUCUACCGAUAGGGAGAUGGAGAAGAUUUGUACAAGGGUCGGAGGGCGAAGAGGUGUCUCAGAAGGCUGCGGAUAAAGUUCUAUUGAACAUACUAAUGGCUGGUAAGAUGGAGAUCAUAGAAACAGUCAAGGAGAUAGACGAAAGCCAGGCAGGACUUGAAAGUCAAAGGAAUACGUUGAGCAGACGUUCGAAACAAAUGGUUCUGUUGCUAGAUAGAGCGUUAAAUCGAACUAGAUGCUAAACUUCGUUAAAUUUUCACUUUGCGUUGCAUGAUGGACUUCUUGAGAAGCCCCCUCAACCUCACUAAAUCACGACAUGAGGCUCUGGCUGUUCUAUUGAUGUUCAGUCAAUCAAUCCGCCAUCUUGUGUUUUGCAAUACACUUUGUUCGUCUUGG
Molecule: messenger RNA, 1445 nt
Organism: Botrytis porri
Lineage: Eukaryota; Fungi; Ascomycota; Leotiomycetes; Helotiales; Sclerotiniaceae
Exons: 3
Coding region: 158-1291 (377 amino acids)
Biological process (GO): peptidyl-lysine monomethylation
Molecular function (GO): protein binding; protein-lysine N-methyltransferase activity
Source: RefSeq, a predicted model, not a curated record